Messenger RNA from Dermatophagoides farinae (American house dust mite), 1457 nucleotides. RefSeq names its product TATA binding protein (gene Tbp). The record is from RefSeq and is a predicted model, not a curated record. Gene Ontology annotation, molecular function: DNA binding. Gene Ontology annotation, biological process: DNA-templated transcription initiation. Lineage: Eukaryota; Metazoa; Arthropoda; Arachnida; Sarcoptiformes; Pyroglyphidae.
UUCAAAAUUGAAAAAAUAAUUCAACAAUUUCUCACCUGAAUCAAUCGAAUUACCACAUUCGUGUCUAUUCGAACAUUUUGAAUUAGCGCUUCUAUUUGGUAGAAACUAAAUGUGUAACAUUCAUUAUGGAACAAAAUUCUUACAGUAACAUUCCAAGUAUUGCUGGUUCACAAAAUGAACUGGAUCCAGAGGCACAACAUUGCUUUUUACAAAGUCAACUUGCCCAACCAUCUCCAAUGCAACCACCUCAUCACGAUAAUACUGUCCAACCACCAUCGACACCAAGUCAGCAACAUUCACCGCCAUCAAAACAACAACAAAAUAAUGACAAUCAAAAUGCUUCUUCUCCUUCUCCUUCUCCCACAUCAACUGAUGUGCCAAAUGAAACCAAUGUUCAAUCGGAGAAAUCUAAACAAAAUAAUCAAAACAAUAAUCAAAAUAAUAAUAAUAAUAAUAAUAAUACUGUUUCAACACCAGCCAAAGAUGAACCGGCAACUCCAUCAUCGAAUCUGUUUCAAAGUUAUCCAGGACCGAUGACUCCUCGUACGCCGAUCACGCCAAUGUCUGUUGAUUCACAAAUUGUACCGCAAUUACAGAACAUUGUAUCCACAGUUGAUUUAGGUUGUAAAUUAGAUCUUAAACGAAUAGCAUUACAUGCAAGAAAUGCCGAGUACAAUCCAAAACGUUUUGCCGCAGUUAUAAUGCGAAUUCGUGAGCCAAGAACUACUGCUUUGAUAUUCAGUUCGGGUAAAAUGGUUUGUACUGGAGCCAAAAGUGAAGAUAUGUCUCGACUUGCAGCUCGAAAAUAUGCUCGAAUUGUGCAAAAACUUGGUUUUGAAGCAAAAUUUUCUGAAUUUAAAAUCCAAAACAUGGUCGGCAGCUGUGACGUGCGAUUUCCCAUUCGUUUGGAAGGACUUGUUCUCACCCAUAGCCAAUUCUCAAGUUAUGAACCGGAAUUAUUUCCUGGUCUCAUUUAUCGUAUGGUCAAACCUAGGAUUGUAUUAUUGAUAUUCGUAUCGGGCAAAGUAGUAUUAACUGGCGCUAAAGAACGUAACGAAAUCUAUCAAGCAUUCGAAAAUAUUUAUCCAAUUUUAAGAAGUUUUAGAAAACAAUGAUUUCUUUUUACUUUAUUCUGUCAUUUGUUGGCAUUUUGUUUUCACCAUUGAAUAUAUACAUGCACAUCAUUCGAAUAAUUAAAAUUCUUUCAAACCAUGUGAAAAAAUAACGAACAAUCAGAAUGAUAAUAUGAUGAUACGUAUAACCUCCUUACGUAUAUUAACCCUAUAUAUGGGGUUAAUGAUAUUUUCUAUAAAACUUUUUUUUCUAAUUAACAAAAAUCAUUCAUUUCUGACAAUUACGAACUGAAUUCUUCUCUUGUUUUUAAUAUUUUAAAAACUAGAUGGAAGUAUACGUUUUAGGAUUUUACUAUUGUGUGGAAUUAAGAUUCAAAUAUAUGA